This is a messenger RNA of Schistosoma bovis, 937 nucleotides long. NCBI's taxonomy places the organism in Eukaryota, Metazoa, Platyhelminthes, Trematoda, Strigeidida, Schistosomatidae. The record is from the annotation of a GenBank genome assembly.
GUUGAUCUCCUCGUUAUAUUAGGGUCAAACGUCAACGUAUAGACAGAAGUGGAUCACUUCCACUUCGUUUAAUUUGUACGAAGUUAAAAUUUACGACCGUUUAGAAAACAGUGUAGUAUCUCCUUUAAAUACUUCUGAAUUGCUUAGACAGUAGGAUUAUUGUCUUUUCCCCUUUUAAUUGGAUUCCAACUGGUCUAUGGGUCAAAAGCAACCAAAAUUAAAACAAGAUGCUGUUGAAGAACUACUAAACCAAACAUCUUUUACGGAAACUGAAAUUCAAGACUGGUAUAAGGGGUUUUUGAAGGAAUGCCCAACUGGUUAUUUAUCUAUUGAUGAUUUUAAACGUGUUUAUACAAAGUUUUUCCCAUACGGUGAAUCUAGUCGGUUCGCAGAGUAUGUAUUUCGUACAUUUGAUCAAAAUCAUGAUGGUUUGAUUGACUUUCGAGAUUUUCUAUCCUCAUUAAAUAUAACUAAUCGUGGUGAUUUAUCACAGAAAUUACGUUGGGCAUUCACGAUGUAUGAUUUAGACAAUGAUGGUUAUAUAUCAAAACAAGAUUUAAUUGAGGUUCUUACUGCUAUUUAUGCAAUGGUUGGCUCUGCUGUUGAAUUCAAUGUUACAGAUUCUACACCGGAAAAACGAGCAGAGAAAAUAUUUCAGUUGAUGGACUUAGAUAGAGAUAAUCGUUUGUCAUUAGAUGAAUUUAUAAAUGGUGUAAAAUGUGAUAAAUUAUUAAUGCGUUUGUUGACUUUCAAUACUCAUUCGUUGCAUCAUCAACAUGCAGAUUGUCUAAUGAAUGGAUCAAAUGAUAACAAAGGAUGGUCAUGUACAGAUACCCAUUAUAAUCAUCAAUCUAAUGAUUAUGAUAAUACAGUCAAACCAAUUGUAAAUCAAUCAUUUCCCAAACAGAAUGUUAUUCCUGAUACCUCAGAGUCUUAA